AUGCUUUGGAAUCCUGCAACCAGAGAAUCUAAGAGGCUUCCGUUUGUCCCUCGCCCACCUGAUUUUGUCCCUCUCCCUCUUGAUAUUUGCUUCACGAGUUACAAGUUUGGCUUUGGUAUUGAUCUCAACACAAAUGACUUCAAGGUGGUUAAAAUCACGUGCUUCUAUUCACCGCCGCAUUACCAAGUUGAAGUAUACAACCUUACUACUGAUUCUUGGAGAGUGAUUGAUGCAUCCCUCAACUCAGCCUAUUUUAUUAAAAGAUCUAAUUUUCCUUCAUACUUAAAUGGAUUCUGUUAUUGGUUGAUUUUUCGUCAGCGUUGCGACAGGGAGCAUAAUUUAUUGCUUUCCUUUGAUAUGAGCAAUGAGAUUUUCCGGGAAAUAAUGUUGCCUGAUGAUGUAGGAUCUCCUGCUGACAUUGCCAUUAUCAAUGACUCUGUAGCUGUGAUUUUUCCUACAUAUAGUAAUAGUAGUAGGAAUGACGUUGGAAUAUCAAUGGAGUAUGAAAUAUGGGUGAUGAACGAGUCUAUUGUGGAAUGUUCUUGGACUAAACUAUUUACGAUUGCAGUACCCAGCCGUCCUUUACAAUUUCGGGACGAUGGUUUGAUUGUGCUUAACGGCGGCCAUUGUGUUUCAGAUAAAUGUUUGGUAUUGUUUGAUCCAAGAACAGGAGAACUAAAGAAUCUUCCAAUAUAUGACGAAGGCUCGGAAACGUUUGUUCUGGUGAGUUACAGAGAGAGCCUAGUUUUAGUUAAUGGAUGGAGGAAUGUGCUUGAGCAACAAUACACUUGA
Messenger RNA from Juglans regia (Persian walnut), 792 nucleotides. Its product is annotated as F-box/kelch-repeat protein At3g06240-like. Bases 1 to 792 code for a protein of 263 amino acids. The record is from RefSeq and is a predicted model, not a curated record. The transcript has a single exon. NCBI's taxonomy places the organism in Eukaryota, Viridiplantae, Streptophyta, Magnoliopsida, Fagales, Juglandaceae.